CCUCUCGGGCGUCCUUGACAGCGUUGCUAGGCGACCGCCUCCUAACCCGGAUGUAGGAACUGAAAGUUUCCGGUUUGGGCAGCGAGGUUCCCUGGUCAAAGAUGGCGGCCCCCUUGUCGCUUCAGCUUGAGUUCGGAGGUGGAGCAGAACUCUUGUUCGAUGGCAUAAAGAAGCACCAAGUGACUUUGCCCGUCCAGCCUGCACCUUGGGACGUCAGGAGCCUCCUCGUGUGGAUCAAAGGAAACCUGUUGAAAGAGAGACCGGAACUGUUCAUGCAAGGAGAUUCUGUGCGGCCGGGUAUCUUGGUGCUCAUCAAUGAGGCGGACUGGGAGUUGAUGGGGGAGCUCGACUAUCAACUCCAAGACCAGGAUAACGUGGUUUUCAUCUCUACCUUACACGGCGGUUAGACUUCUGGAAAAGGCACUUUUUACGUCUGGCCGCAGAAUAUGAUUAAUCUCUCUCACGCCGGCUGUCUGCAUUCAAGACGAGGCCAAAUCCGAUCCAGUUUCUUCUUGGAUGCCUCCUUAACCAGCCCUUUGACACUCCGCCGCUCCCGUCCUCCGGUUCUGCUUCUACCGCUUUUUUUUGUCUGGAACAGCGAUUGGAACGUUUCCUGCAUUUGAUUGCUGUUUUCCUUGCAUGGUAGGGAAGACUCGUGCCACUGAACAAAUGACUUUUAAUGAUCUUCUCUGAGCGCUGAACGGCAGCGGCCGAGCUCCAGAGCCCUCUCCGGUUGAGCACGCUGCCGCAGUCGCCCAGACUGUCUCUCCGCCUUGGCAGCAGGAGAGGCGACAGCCGGUUCUUCUCAGAGAGGGGGGAUACCCCUUCCUGCCUCUGAUCCAAGGAGCGUUCAGGCUGCUCUACAGCCAUUACGGAAAGGACUGCAGUUGUCAGUCUUCUCCGCGUCAGCCUAUCCACGCCCGCGAUUUGUCGGCCAGGGAUUCUGAUUACGUGGCUGAGCUAAUAACGCUCUGUUGCAAAGUAGUCGGUCCAGAGCUCUGAAAUUAUGAAUUUGUGGACCGCAGAGAACUCUCUCACCUGCCUUUUUAUCUUCUGAAGGCGUUGCCUUGUCCUGUUUUCUUCCUCCCUAGCGCUGUUUUCUUUUGUUUUUCAUCCUCAGUCACAGAAGCCGGCCGUCUCCAUUGCAAAAGAUUUUGCAGAGACAGUUAGACGCAGAGGGCAGGAAUCAGAUCCUCUGCGAUGCAGAGAGCAGAAGGCUGCCUUAGGAGGUCUGGAUUCGAGUUCUGCCUUUGCUGCAAAUCGAACUGCACUGGUCGCUCCGCAUCUGUGCAGUGGGAUUUGUAACGGCCUGCUUUGCAGGGGGGUUGGGAAGAGCUUCAAUAAAAGAUUGCAAAGUGGUUUGAAAAGGGCUUUGUCCGCAA
This is a messenger RNA of Heteronotia binoei (common prickly gecko), 1382 nucleotides long. It is a transcript of the gene URM1, whose product is annotated as ubiquitin related modifier 1. Gene Ontology annotation, molecular function: protein tag activity. Gene Ontology annotation, biological process: protein urmylation; tRNA thio-modification. Lineage: Eukaryota; Metazoa; Chordata; Lepidosauria; Squamata; Gekkonidae. Gene Ontology annotation, cellular component: nucleus; cytoplasm. The coding region runs from base 102 to 407 and encodes 101 amino acids. The record is from RefSeq and is a predicted model, not a curated record. The transcript has 5 exons.